CAAAGAAUAUAUCCUGACACCGAACGACACCGUCGCCAAGGAGAAGAUGAGCAGCAAAGUGACCUUCGCCUUCGACAACAACCCAUUGGGUGUCUAUCAAUCGGGUCAGGUAAUCUCCGGUACUGCCGAGCUCAUUACAGACCGUCCGAAAACCAUUCGAUCUAUCUUCAUAACCUUAAAUGGCUACGCUGAGACGCGCUGGCAGGAGACUGAGGAGCGGGUGGGCGAGGACGGAAAAACAACCAAGUCUCUGGUGACCCACACCACCACCGAGGUCUACUACAGCUUGGACCAAUAUGUCUAUGGCCAGAGUGCCGGCUCCCAAUUGGAGCUGCCGAAGGGAAAGUACGUCUUCCCGUUCCGGACCACCAUUCCGCCCAAUGCUCCGACUUCGUUCAACGGCACCCAUGGACAGGUCAAGCACGAGGUCACCCUGACUAUCGACCGUGCUGUGCGCUACAAUAACACCUUCAAGCAAUGCUUCACUGUGAUCCUGCCCCACGACUUGAAUAAACGGCAAGAGUACGCAGAACCUUUGAAACGCAUCGAGGAAAAAAGCUUUUGGUGGGGUUCUAUCUUCGGAGGCAAUAAACCUAUGGUUAUGGACGUGAGCACGUCCUACUCUGCCUACGUGCCUGGCCAGAAGAUUAACUUUCACCUUGUCCUGGACAACCAGUCUGAUGUUCAGUGUCAGGACGUCAAGGUGCGCCUUCUCAAGAACGUCUCCUAUCGGGCUAACUCUUCAGGGACCAAGGAACAGCUCAAGGUGACAGAAUCCCGGGUGGCGGACAAACACUGCGGAGAAGUGCUGAAGCACAACAAAGCCCGCUUCGACGAAUUCCUUGUGGUUCCGCCCACCACCCCGACUAGCCAAGGAGAAAGGGAUCCCAUUCGGGUCAGCUACACACUCCGUUUCAUUGCAAAGACAUUCCGUCUGCAUGGAGGUGGGGACUUGAUUGUCGACUUUCCACUGACUAUUGGAACCGUACCGAUAUCUGGUAGCGCUGCUGACAAGGGACCAGGACACACGGACAAAUCCCAAGCCAAUGGCAAUACCUACGCGGGCUCACCCAACUUUCAAGAAGAUGUUAGUGAGGAGCAAUUCGAAUCGAAUACUUUCAAGGCACGUUAUCCUGUUUAUCCUUUCGAUGGCAAACCGGGCGUCGCUUCCAAUGGAACUAAUGGAGCGGCUAACACUCCCAGUCUUUAUCCCAGAGCGGAAGAAUCUCAUCCUACCGCUCCAGCCCCCUUCACGCACAAUCCCGUGUCGCCGAUUGGUCCGAAAACAGCGCCGUAUCCGAUUCAUCCACCUGGUACCCAUAAAUCUCCACCGUACCCGACCAAUCCACCUGCUGGACCAGGUCCUGCCACAGGCGGAAACUUCGAGGUGCUAGGCUUCAGUAUUCCACCGGGCUAUCAACCCACCCCCAGUGCCCCAGCUGGUGCUCCCACAGCCGGAAUCGGUUGGAAAUAAUGCCCAAUACUGCCCACUAAAUAUAAG
Molecule: messenger RNA, 1501 nt
Organism: Drosophila bipectinata
Lineage: Eukaryota; Metazoa; Arthropoda; Insecta; Diptera; Drosophilidae
Product: arrestin domain-containing protein 17
Biological process (GO): protein transport
Cellular component (GO): cytoplasm
Source: RefSeq, a predicted model, not a curated record